Messenger RNA from Lynx canadensis (Canada lynx), 732 nucleotides. RefSeq names its product serine rich single-pass membrane protein 1 (gene SSMEM1). The record is from RefSeq and is a predicted model, not a curated record. Lineage: Eukaryota; Metazoa; Chordata; Mammalia; Carnivora; Felidae.
AUGGGAGACCUUUUUUCCUUAUUUUGGGAGGUGGAUCCUCCUCCCCUACCUUUAAGUUUUCCUAUUCCAAGUCAGGAUUAUGAAUGCCAGAAGGAUGACUCUUGCGGGGCAAUAGGGAGCUUCCUGCUUUGGUAUUUUGUCAUUAUAUUGGUCCUGAUGUUCUUUUCGCGGGCUUCUGUCUGGAUGUCAGAGAAGAAAAAGGAUGAAGACAGUGGGACCAGCACCUCGGUCAGUAAAGCGAGCAAAGAUGCUUCCUUUAAGUGGCAAAGCAAAGAUGGUGACUGGGCCUCUUCAAUGAUGAAAAAACCAAAGCAGAGCCAACUCACCCCUGUAACUGACUCUGAAGUGACUUUGGUCAACGCCUCUCUGGAACAAAGACGAGCCAGGCGCCAUUCUCAAUUCAGCCGGGUGAAUCAGACCCAACGUGAUAGUGAUACUACCGAGUGUGACGGUGAAGAAUCUAACUCGGGAGCCUCUUCGUGGAAGGAGAGUGAAAGUGAACAUCACCCAUCACCAGCUAGUAUUCAGAAGAGGAAAAUAGCUCAGAGGCAAAGGAAUGCGGGAAGCUACCAAACCAGGGAAAGGCCCUGCCUCCACUGCAAGGCCAUGAGAACCAGUGAGUGGUUGACACGCCAUUUCCUUCAAAACACUUCAGGAACAACCCACACGAAGGCAGAUAUUCAAGAGGAAAAUCGUGUACCUGACAUUAGCACAAAGUACAGCAAAAUUUGA